Molecule: messenger RNA, 979 nt
Organism: Vitis riparia (riverbank grape)
Lineage: Eukaryota; Viridiplantae; Streptophyta; Magnoliopsida; Vitales; Vitaceae
Product: glucan endo-1,3-beta-glucosidase 13-like
Exons: 4
Coding region: 216-749 (177 amino acids)
Source: RefSeq, a predicted model, not a curated record
AGAAAAGGAAAAAAUUAAUAAGGAAAAGAGAGAGACAAAAAAAAAAGAGGACAUGAUUUCUUAGCGAAGAAACGCUUGAUUCUUCAAAUGCUCCUGCAUUAAUAUAGCAGGCCUUUAUUUUUCUUCUUGUGCUUCUCACUCUAGCUCACAGCUUAGAGAGAGCGGUUGUGUUACAAGAAUAAAAGGCAGGUUUUAAUGUUUUAGUCAUAUAUCAUAUGUCCACAAUGAGAAAGAAAAUAUGGAUUUUCCAGAGCCUUCUUUUGCUGGAAUGCUAUCUGGUGUCAACAAUGGAGGGAGUGGUGCAAGAGAAGGCAGAGGCGGCACUUCCGAUCACAACACUGUCGCCUCCAGAAGGCAACACCACAUUCCUGGACGGCACCAAUUGGUGUGUGGCACUGCCGGGGGUGUCUCAAGUUGAUUUGCAGAAUGCUUUGGACUGGGCCUGUGGCCUGGGAAUGGCUGAUUGCGGUGCCAUCCAAGCCGGUGGAGCAUGUUUUGAACCCGACACCCUUGUCUCUCACGCCUCCUAUGCCUUCAACAGCUAUUACCAACAGAAUGGGAAUUCGGAUAUUGCUUGCAAUUUUGGAGGCACUGCAACUUUAAGUAAAAAAGACCCAAGUUAUGGAAAAUGUUCAUAUUCUACAUCCGGGUCUCUCAACUCUUCCAAAUCUCCACUGUCCAAGUAUAAACCUAGCUUCACUUGGUGGGCAUUAGGCGCCAUUCUACUGCUUUUGUGCUUGAGAAUCUAAGGACAAAGGCAAGAGGAGAGCUCUAAGAAAGUGGUUGGAUAAGCAUUUUGUAAUUGUGAUUUGCUGAGAUAUUCCUAUCUUAGUAUCAGGUUUAGGAAUCUAUGGGGUAUGCAAUUAUCUCUUUUUUCUCUUUUUCUUUCUUUUUGCAAUUUUUUGUCUUGGGAAUCAGAUGUUUCUUCCCUCUUUGCCUUCCUCCUCUCAAGUAAUCUUGUCGCUUGACAUCAUUUUUA